UGUUGUGUCUGCUGGACCAAUCACAACGCUCGUCUCUCGUGGGUUGGUCGCUUCUCUGCCAAUGGGACGCUGUUUCGAUCCUGCAAGUGAAUGUCUCUUCUUGUUUAUUUACCGACGUCACGAAUACGUCAGGCGUCAGGCGGCACCGAAUGGUAAAGCUUGACUCACAAAAGAUGAGGUGGUGAGGCAAGACACAUGGUGAGGGAGCACCAUGGACAGCCUCCACUUGCGCAUCCUCAGCAUUCGGGACGAGGUGGUGGAGAACUGGCACUUCCUCCGUGAUCUGGUGGCGUCAAGACUCCCCAAGCGGCAGAAUGCAGUUGGCGUGGCCUCAGGCAGCCUGAGUCAUGACUCGGACGGGCGGGUGUGGGUGGAGGUUGGGGAGCAGCGACUCAGGCUGCGUGUCAUGCACCUCCACCCGGCCAACCCAGCCAUUGUGGAUGCCAUGGCCAGCCGGGCAGCAGAGGCCAGACUCAGCGACCAGGAAGACGUGUUCAAGGUGCCUGCUGAUGACGAGAUCUCCCUGGCUUCACUGGAGGAUUACUGGUUCAACCACUGGGAGGGUCCCUUCGUUACGCCCGACUCCAACCAAAACACAGUAAACUUCAGAAGGUCUCGGAGGAGUUUGAGGAAGUCAAAAAGGAAGUUUCGAUGUUCUGUCUGCCAUAGAAAGAUUAUGGGAGCUGAUGGCCAUGAGGAAGAACUCCAGGAACCUCCAUGUUUGGAGCGAGACAAUGUGCUGGCCCACGUCCCGUCUGUCAAGUUGGAGACAAUAACUCCCAAGGUGGACGAUCUGGCAGGAGGAAGCUCUGAUGAGGAGGGGUUCAAAUCGGUAUUUAAUGAGGAGCUACUUUCCAGGUACAGUGCCAGUGAUGAGCAGCUUGCCCGAGCCCACAGAGUGAUGGACAAUGAACUGCGCACCAGCUUCUCCCUGUUUGCUGAGGAGGCAGUCACUCAGGACGUCUUGGAUGGAGUGAGCAUGAGCAUUAAUGACGGAAGUAGCUCACCUGAUGCCUCCUUACAUUUGGCACCACCAGUCUACAGCCCCAGACAGUCCAGGUCAUGUCCAUGCAGCCCAAAAUUGUCAAGUCGCAACCACAGCCCCAAGUCUAAUGCUGGAAGUCCCAAGCCACAGUCCAGAUCAGGAAGCUCAAAAUUCUCCCUCAGCAGCUCCCUGAUGGCAAUACACCGGCAAGCCUCAAACUCCCUCAGGCCAGACUUCUUGCGGUUUGAUUCUGGAAAGAGUGACUUUGGCGGCUCAAAGAGUGGCUCCCAGCAGAGCAGCCUAAGGAAUGAGUUGCGACAAACCAAGUCCACUGGGGAGGCACAGCUGGGAAACCUUGAUGAAUCCCUAGCAGACCAAGCCUCCAGUGACGUCUCGCGAGGAGACAUUGCACGACAAGAAACUCCCAGAACUGCCUUACACGAGAGUCACUCGUUACCUGCACUGAAGUUAGCAAAGAUGUCAAUGACUUACAAGGGUGGUGUGGUGGUGAACCAGGAAAGGGAGGCAGGAUUUGGACAGUAUUCUGACACCACUAGACUGAUCACUGAGGGAGCUUGUGCUCUUCCUUCCACCCCUGAGGACACCAUUCUGCCCGAGGACUUCACAGGAUCCCCACAGAUUCUCCCAGAUGUAGUGCCAAGAUAUGAUGCCGCCACCUCUCCCAUGAGCCAAAUACUGGAGUCCAAACCUUCAAUAUCUGUCACUGGGUCAUCUGUAGAAGACUUCAGAGGUUACAACUUUGAUCAUAGGGAGGGAAUUGUUAACUUGGGCUUUGAUGGGCAUGAAGAGAGCUCAGAUUUUAUUGAUAUAAAUGAACUGCAUGGUGCUAAAGCUUCUCACAUAGAAAACAGUUCCUCCUCCUGUGAUAGACGAGGGUCGGUUGGGAGUGACAUUGACAUAGGAAAGAGCAACAUUCAGAUGAACAUUGACACAGUUCAUGCCAUCUCCAUCGGUCACUCCCCACAGGGCCAGGAUGUUGCCUUGUCCCUUGAGGUCCCUCCAUUGCAGUCUGCAGAGCAAGAAGGCAAAGGUACAAGCAGCAGAUGUGAAGAUGGGGACAACACAUCUGUGAGCAGCUCAGCCACUGCCUCCACUGCCAGCCCCUCCCUUUCCCCUCACAUCAACCCGGCUGAUGGCCUGCCAACUGCACCCCGCCGCCUCAUCAUUGAAGAGGUGGAGGAGGAGGAAGAGCACAUUCCUUAUGACCACAUGCACUUGGCUCGCCAGAUGGUGUUUUGGUGGCAGAAGCCAAAUCCCAGCGAUGAGGAGUUCUGCCAGAACACUGCUGAGUGCAAAGUGAAGCAAAAACCUCUGUUGCUUUUCCUACAUGGCAUGGGGGGCAGCAGUGACCACUGGCGGCAACAGCUGUGGUACUUUGUCACUCGGGGAUAUGAGGUUGUAGCACCAGACCUGAUGGGCCAUGGGCUGAGCUCUGCACCAAAAGACCCUGAGCAUUAUACUUUCUCCCAGAUGCUGGACCAGAUCACCCUUGUCUUUGAUCUCUUUGUGCCACAAGGCCGCAAGUGUGUGGUCAUUGGGCAUGGAUAUGGGUGUUCCAUUGCUGCGGCAUUGGCAAGGAGUAGAGUGUCAUCUGUGCGGUUAGUAAUAAUGGCCAGCUGUGGCGGACCAAGCCCACUCAUGCCCAACCCUCCCAACAAGUCCUUCCUUCACACUCGCCUGGCUGCCUUCCUGAGCCCCUUCCUGGCCUGUGGAUGCUGCAGUCGUGAGAUCCUGUAUACGCCGCGAGGGAAACACUUUUCUGCAGACACCCUCUCUGGUUCCUCCAUCACCCCUACGCCUCGUUAUGUGCUGGAGAAUGUGGCUCGUGGGCAGCAUUGGCCUGAGGGUGACAUUGCCUUCCAUCGCAGGAUAACUGUGCCAACGCUGCUGCUGCACGGCAUGAAGGACGAACGUGUCACCCUGGUGGAGAUGUGUGAGAUGGAGAGGACCAUUCCUCGGGCCUUCCUGGAGAUGGUGCCCAAUGGGGGCCAUGACCUGAUGCUGGAUGCUCCUGUUGACGUGAGUCAGGCCAUCCAUCGCUUCGUCAAGAGGUGGCACCGCAAGCAAUAACUUCCUGACUUCCUGCCAGAAAGACAAGAUGUGGGUACGUGUGGCUCACUCUUGGGUAGUACUUGUUUCCCCUCCUGUUUGCUCAAGCAAUUGUCUUAGUCAUUUACUGAGUUUUGUCUUCAGUAUGUACAAGUGUUGGAUAAUGAAUGAAUCUUGCUCUAGUCACAUCAGAGAAGGAUAUUAGAAAUUUGAAACUAAAACAUUUUGGAUUAGAUAUUUCUAAUGAAAUUUUGUACAAUAGAAUACACCUACCUAAUUUUUUCGUGAAUUAGAUAAUUUUUAACAUAAGCUUAAUAAUCUGCCACAGAACAUAAUAAAUCUUGUGCUUUACAUUUUUCAUUCUAGACAUUGUUUGCUGCAAAAUUUUUUGUUUUACAUUUAAGAUAACUAACUCACAAACUAUGAUGAUACUCACCUGUGUGCUGUAACACCUAAAUUAAAUAUAAUCUGAGGUUCUUGUCAGCCUGAAUUCUGGAUAUGGUGUCUGUACUCAAGAGGGUCACUCUCAGUCUUUACAAGUAGGAUGGGGAUUAGCUUACUCACACGUCUAUAACAGUCAUUAACAUAGUGUAGAGUCUGAGCACUGUGCUGUGCUAGUAGUGUGACAGGAGGAAGCACUCAGACUGAGCCAGGCAGCUGUGUGGAGGGUGUGAGGAGCAUCUGCUGAAGAUGAAGCCUCCACCAGCAAACAUUUCUGUGCUGAUUUUCUUGAUUAUGAUUUAAUCCACUCAUUAUUUAUAGUCUCAUACAUAACUAUCCUAUGAUGUAAUUUAUUAUGGCAUUUCUACACUUUAUUUUAUUUUGGUGAUUCAUUUUACAUAUUUUCUGAUUGGGUUUUAGGAAAUCCAUGCAAGAUCUUUUUAUUGCAUCCCUUGUAUCAGGAUGCUGCUCAUUUCAAAGACUUAUUUUGUGGUCAGCCGGUACUAACAUUUUCCUACUAACAUUUUCCUCAUCCGUUUACCUGCACAUGUACUGUGGAAAGGGUUGAGUUGUAACAACUCUCCAGCACAACAAACAUAGACUGUUAAAGCCGAGUUCAUUCAAAAGUAUAACAUGACACUAUUGACAUUCUAAGUAAAGUGACACUUGUCACUUCACCUAGAAUGUCAACAGUUCAUGUCACUGACGUUAUUCUACAUGCAGUGAAUGGUUGGUGCUUCAAGAGAGUCUUCACUGUUUCCAGAGUGAGUGGAGUCUUUAUAGCAUGAUGCUCACUGGUGGUCUCUGACACACACUGGGAAGCUCGAUCAGCUGUCCUCACUGUCCAUUGUCUUCUUUCUCUUUAACCUGUGCACCAGGUGCUCUUUAUCUGUCUUCCUUGCACACCCAAGCUGUCCCAACACUUCCUACUCUGCUCACCGGCCAUAGCCACAGCCAGACGCACCUUUCACCACCACAAGUUCUCCUCCAGAUUUGCUCACUCCACAUUGUGCAGUCCACAGAUUUCAUCAUCACUGCAUUGUUUCCUAUGCUGUCCAGCACUCAUCUCCAUGUUCCAACCCCAUACAAUACUCAGAGCAUCAUUGCCUUCAUCCAUCCAAUCAUUCAUUAACAUGAUUUACUCAUUCACUAUUUCGUUGAUGGAUUUGUAGAUUAAUAAAAUGCUCUUGUCUUCCAC
This is a messenger RNA of Portunus trituberculatus (swimming crab), 4694 nucleotides long. RefSeq lists its product as uncharacterized. Gene Ontology annotation, molecular function: catalytic activity. Lineage: Eukaryota; Metazoa; Arthropoda; Malacostraca; Decapoda; Portunidae. The transcript has 12 exons. The record is from RefSeq and is a predicted model, not a curated record. The coding region runs from base 212 to 3076 and encodes 954 amino acids.